Colletotrichum scovillei is the source of this 5671-nucleotide messenger RNA. RefSeq lists its product as uncharacterized. The transcript has 3 exons. The record is from RefSeq and is a predicted model, not a curated record. Bases 1233 to 5381 code for a protein of 1382 amino acids. NCBI's taxonomy places the organism in Eukaryota, Fungi, Ascomycota, Sordariomycetes, Glomerellales, Glomerellaceae. Gene Ontology annotation, cellular component: TORC2 complex. Gene Ontology annotation, biological process: TORC2 signaling.
GGCAUGGGGCUGCCAAAUCCGUACACACCUGAGCUGGAAAGUACUUGCAAGAAACAGCCUACCUACCGUAUCUGCCUAUUCCUUCCUACCUACCUUGACAAUCCCCAAGCCAUACCUCAACAUUUCUCUCACCUUUCUUCACCUUACUUUACCUCAUCAUAGGGCAAGUAAGAUACUUUCAAAGGCUGACUGACACAGGACGUAGACGCUGCUUACCCUGUCCUGAGAGUCAGAGGUGCACUGAAGAGCGUGAACAGAAGAGAACCUCGCAACUUCGCGGCAGCUGUGGCUGUGACACUGCACCACCCUGAGAAUUCACCCCUGAACACCACCCACCUCAGACACCAGUAUCAGUGCCUUCUGCGGUCCACGGGUGACAUUGGCAGCAACCACACCUCUACAGCCUGCCCGCGCGACCGUCCUCAACUGUGAACACCGCUGAACCACGCCCGCGACAGCAACCCAUGCGCAUCCAGGCCCACUCCUGAAGCUGCGAAGACUAGGCUCAGUUGGUAUCCGGCGACCAAGUACGCACUACGCAGUACCUACAUUACACAGUAGGUACUUCACCGUCAACUGUGGGCCGUGAACGAGCACUCGGCUGGAACGCCGCAGCACCACGCAACAGUCGAGACAACGACAACAGCGACGACUGCUUCCACCAGAACUCAUCCUCGAUCACGAACAACCCAAGGCGCAAAGAUAUCUCGACCGACCCCAAGCGACACUAUCAUCGGGACCAUCUACAACGGCUGCAACCUGCGAAAGAUUCCUACCAUCAACCCUUUCUGAUGCGCCAAUCGCAUAUCCUCAGCAUUAAACUCCCAUCGCAUCUCCACUCGGACUGACGUCCUGCCCUGCUCUUGGCGUGGCUCUGCGGGUGGCCGACCAACUUCGCCCAUUUGCGCACCCAACAGCCUGCGACUCGAACAUUCACCCGAUCAACGCCUGCUCCUCCGUACCUCUCGCGCCAUAUCUCGGCCGCCUACAAUUCAAAGAAUUGUCCGAACCUCGAUUCGAAACUCGUUACCCACCUACCGCGACAGAGCCUCAAGCGAUCGACGACAGUCCUUUACUCCACGCGGACAAACCCCGACCACGACUACCAACCCCCAAAUACCCCGAUAACGAAUUUCUAUAAACAGAGCAGUAUUGAAAUAACAGUCGCCCGAAUGCCAGAACCUCCGGAGAAGCCCCGUAGCAAGGUGGUAACAUAGAGAGGCAUCGCCAAGAUGCUGAGCGCCUCCGGACAGUCUCAAAAGGCACUGUCGCCUCAACAGUCGGCAUCGAGCGCCAAUACCCUCAAUCCACGCCCGAGUUUCGAGCGCAUAGAGAGCACCGGCGGCCUCCAGCCGCCAUCCGCCUCUGUCAAUGGAUCGAGAAGUCUGGGCGCCUCGGGCGUCAGCUUCGGACCCCGAGGCUCUUCCCUCAACCCCUCCAUCGCCCCUGGGAGCUUUAGUUCUGAGCUGCGCAGCCAGAUGAUGCCAUCUCGCUCUGGCUCCCGAGGCGACAUCUACAGCAUCGAUAAGGUCGACGAGGAAGAUCCCGCCACGGCUGCAGAGCAGACCCUAGCUAUUCUCAAGGAGCAGCUGAAUCGAGAGAUGAAGAUCAAGGACGGAAGUGAGAACAUGCUGGAAGCCUUGAACGCCAAGAAGGCAAAACAAACCAAGGAACAGAGGGCCAAGGUCGAAGCAGAGCUGAAUGCGUCUAAUCAGCGCAUCAAGAAUCUACGGCAGAAGAUUACAGACGCUUCGAGAUUCAAGGCGACUCCUACCACACCCACAAGACAAAGGACAAACGAGCCACUGUUCUCUUCUGCCAACAAUGGCAUGCGCUCACCUCCUAGCGCCUCUCGCAGUGGCGCUGGUUCAGACAAUGAAGAGACGGCUGAGCAGUCACCAACCUUUCUCCUGGCUGAGUUGCUACAAGCCCUUGAGCAGGAGGGCAUGCCGCCAGAGUACUAUGUCAGUCGAGGAAACAGUCUAGUUGAUCUGUUCAGGCGGCAUCCAACUCUCAAGUAUGACUUGGUAUGGUCGGUAUUCGGUCUUCGCAUGCAAGUAAUGCUGCUCAGUGAGGCCAGAGAAGUAGUGGCAGCUGGUUACCGAAUGAUUCGCUAUGCCAUCUCAGAUGUGUCUUCUUUAAAGAAGAUCCGCAGUCUGAAUACUGACAUCAUUGUUGUGACAUCUUUGAUCAAAGACCGAAAAGCAGAUCUAGAGCGUGAACAGGCCUUGAAGUUCGUCCGAGCCUUCUUGGAUGUCAAGGACGGAGUCAAAGAGCUUUCACGCGCUGUUGUGAGGACCAUAGCCGCUGUUGCUGAGCAGGGUGAAGAUCGUCUACGCUCCAUCUGCCUGGAAACUCUUGCUGAAGUCAUGCUUCGAGACCCGGCCCUGGCAGUCGCUUCUGGCGGCCUUUCACCGCUCUCUGAGGCUUUGAUCGAAGGAACAUAUAAAUCGCCCGAAUCUCUUACGGCGUCUUAUAUGCAGAUCUUGGAUAAUCCACAAAAGAGAAUCUACUUGCGCUCCGGUUAUGAUCUGGAGGUUCUCUUCACGGCAUUCACAGAUAUCAUCCUCGCAAACGAGAGCUUACUGAAGCAGAAUGCCAAGGCAAUCACCAAGAUCCUGAAGAGCUGGCCGGGGUUGAUGAUGCUGACUAUGCAUGACUCUCGAGCCAUCAAGUCGCUGCUCACUAGCAUGGUGCUCCCACAAGCAACCAUCCGAGAGACAGUGAUCGAUCUCAUUUACCUUCUUCUCCGGAUCAAGUCGCCUUCGUGGGCUUCUUCCUUCCUGGCUGGUCGCCGCCUAACGACAUAUGGACGGGUAGCAAGCCUCAAGUCGGUUCCGAACCAGACGCCCUCGGCGAAUGCUCUACCCGUGGAGGAAGAUAGUGGAGAGCAAAACUUCAUGGAUCACUACACUGCCCUGCUUCUGGCUACAUUUGUCAAGGCUGGUCUACUAGAAAACUUGCUUCAAGUUGCCAGGACCAGUGACCCCCAGCUCUCCAGAAAGACAUGUCUUCUGAUUGGUGAGGUGCUGAAGCUGGCAAGCAGGCUCCUCCCCGCGACGUGGAGCAAUGACUUACCUCUGCUUCCGGAGCUCUUCGCUGCGGCGACUCAGUUCAAAGACGACAACAGAUUCGUUGCCUCGGGCAUAGUUUAUCAGAUUAGCUCGGUGAGCAAGACGCUGUAUAGGAGCACGCCGUCUAUCGCGACUGCUGGAACUCUCCCCUCCAGCGACAACCUCGCAGACAUGCACCGUAAAAGCAACGCCGGGAUUGUGGUUCAAGAGGGCGCAAUCCGGCAGCUUUUGGUGGAGUCUAAUGUCCUGAACAGCUCCAACUACUUGAAAUGGAACUGGGAUGUCAUCUCGCGAAUCAUCGAAGGGCCGCUUCAAGAUGGAAAGCGACUAGACGAGGUCAACAGGGUGUCCAAGUUUAUGAACAGGAUCAUGAGCUUCUACCGGCCUUUUAAGCACAGGUUUUCGGAUCUUACAAGCAACAAGAAUUCUCAAAAGUACGUCAGGGUUGGAUGUACGCUGAUGCACACUCUGCUUCAGUCAAAUGAGGGCUUUCAGUACUUGCAAGAUCAUAAGAUGUUACGGCAGAUAGCUGAGUGCCUCGCUCAAUGUGACCCGAGCAGUGGAUUGACAUCCACGGAUCCAAUGUUCUCCCCCGGUCGCUUGCAAAGCACACUUUGCGCAGGAUACUUCCCCAUGCUUGGAGUCCUAAGUGGUGAUCCCAGAGGCUUGGAGCUUCUACAACGCUGGAGAAUGUUCAACAUGAUGUACCACAUUCUCGGGCACAAGCAGCGCCCUGACUUGAUCAAACUACUUCUUUCAAACUUUGACUACAGCAUCCCGGGACACCCACGGGUGCUUAUAGAACAGGCUCUUACGUCUGGAACGAGGGAGAUUCGCAUCACGGCGACGAACGCGCUGCGGAAGUACGCAACUCGACCAUUCGAUGCAUCCCAACCAUCCCACGGCAAGAUCGACUGGAAGUGGGCCAUCGAGAAGCUGUGCGACCAACUAUACGACCCUGAGGUAGAGGUCUGCCGAACCGCGGUUAAGAUCCUCGAGAAGGCAUGCAAUAAGAAAGCAUAUCUGGAGUAUGUCGUCCAGUGUCGUCCGACAAUGGACCACUUGGGAGAGAUCGGUGCUCCUCUCCUACUGCGGUUCUUGUCCUCGUCUAUUGGCUACCACUACCUCGACGGCGUUGACUACAUCAGCAAUGAGAUGGAUGACUGGUUCCUCGGUCGAAACGACUCAUAUGUCGGUGUGAUUGAGACCAGCCUGGCCAAAGCAUUCCUAGAGAAUCCAGAAGAGCACCAGAACCGCAUUAACAUGGUGGAAGAAGCUCAAGCAGAUACCGAGCCAGAGAAUCACAUUCCACCGCACUUUUAUCGCGAGCUUGCACGCACUCAGGAGGGAUGCAAGUUGCUAAGCGACAAAGGACACUUUGCUGAGUUUGCCAGCACGAUCAAAGAGUACGGCAUGCAGUCGGAAGAUCCCGAGCUCAUGCUAAAGGUCAAGGCCUCCAUGUGGGCUGUCGGCAACGUGGGAUCCAUGGAGCUCGGUGCCCCUUUUAUCGAAUCAUGCGAUGUCAUCGAAGACAUUGUCAAGAUUGCUGAAGAACACGAGGUGAUGAGUCUGCGUGGCACCGCCUUCUUCGUCUUGGGACUAGUUUCUCGAUCCGCCCACGGUCUUGAGAUCCUGUCAGAAUGUGGAUGGGAUGCAAAUCUUUCACCGCGAGGAGAGUCGAUGGGAUUCUGCAUUCCCAACAAUCUGUCCAAAUUCUUCUCGUUCAAACCCUGGAAGCACGCUAUUGCCUCCAAAAUUGCAUUGCCAGAUACGCAAAAGACCUUUUUGACACCGCCACCGCCAACAGAAGCGCGUCCGCCUCUGGAGAAGGAGGAGCUGCCGGCCUUCACUAACGAGGAGGCCAUCAACCAACGAAUUCUGGAUCUCGUCGUCGAUCUUGGCAAUAUGGUUCUGUACAAGCGGGCGAUGGGUGAACUGAUGCAGAUCAGGCAGCACAAGGUGGCGGGCUUUAGAUGCCCCAAAAUGUUCAAGCGCGUCAUGACGAUGCUUGAAUACAAUCACUAUCGCCUGCCUAUUAGACGAAUGGUUCUCGAGAUGUUUGACAAAAACGUCCUCAGAAGAAUUGUCUUUGACGAAGACAGCGAUAGCGGAUCUGACGACGAAGAUGUCGACGAGGAUGAGGAAAACGCAUCCUCGGGUGACGAAAAUCGAACAGAGAGACAGCGAAGUAUCUCAGACCCGUCGGAACUGGAGAAGGAGACAGAGCCUCUGCCGAAGGCGGAGCGUUCGGACAGCAUGAGCUCAUUUGAUACAGACAGCUCGGCUGACUCGACGGAGACAGCGUAAGGUUGUGUGAUCCGUUUCCAAACAGCUGCUCAUCGUUAAGAGACUACUUGGCAUUUGAAACGGAAAGUUAUCAGUGGAAUUCGAAAGGCAUCAUGAGGAGGCGUUUUAUUUGUUGGCUUUUCUUGUACUAUAACUCGGGACUUUGGGGGAGUGGAUAAAGUCUCCAGCUGAGGUUUUGGCCGGCAAAGGGACCUAGAGAAGCUACGGAUUGAUCUUUAAGAGCGAGCAAGGACAGGAUGGAGUUGGUGGCCAUCUGCGUAUCGAUUCCCAAAUGGUGUAGGUAGGGAGGG